GGGUAGCCAGCAGGAGGUACUGAGGUGGCUUCAGGGUGCACCAUCUACAGCAAAACCACCAAAUGCUGACGUUUUUGCUGACUCAUAUUCAGGAAAACAUGAUGCGCAGACACAGUGCACUGUAACUCUUUUUCUUUCCCCCACUAACCUCGAAAGUUUCUGUAGCUCAUGCAAUAAAUGGCUGAGGAAACAGGUGCAGUAACAAGAAGUGAAGAGGAGACCCCAAAAAACUGUGAAGAAGACCCAUUUCCCAGUCGUGAUUCUGACACGGCAUUCCCUGAUUGCUAUGCUGGCCUCAGUGAAGGCAACGGAAGCUCAGUGGUGCCCGAAAGACUGUCUGUCCUCUCUAGCAAGGCUGUGGCCCAAGCGAAAGCACUUGCUGGACCAGAGGUCAUCAGUGGCAGCCAGGCACAGAGCAAGGCCUCUGCCUUGACCAAGCACCAGCUGAUGGCUGUCAGUGCAUCAGCAGGAGGCUCGUCCUGCUCCACAACAGUCUGUAAACCCAAGCGUGAAAGCCUCUUCUGCAGCUGCGACCAGGAUUUGGGGGCGUCAUGUGUCCCUGGGGUGCCUGAGGGGACUGGUGAGCCCUCCAGGGCAGUUGUGGCCCUGUUGGUGAACAACCUCAGGUGCUGCCACGUGCCAGCUGCCAGCGCACGGCCUGUGGAGAGCUGCACUGAGGGCAGCCCUAGCAGUUUAGGCUCAGCCAUCUGGAUGAAGACCACAACAGUGAUGGAGACCUUAGAAAAUAAGAAAAAGGAGGAAAAGGAGAAGUACCGGCUCCAGCUAGCAAUGUAUCGAAGACUCCUGCUAUUGCGUUCUAUCAGGAGCUUGCACAAGCAGCUGGAGCAGCAGCAGGCCAGGCUACAGGAAUGCUAUGGCAUGGUCAUAAAUACCAAGAAAGAAGUGUUGAAACACAUUCGUUCAACCUUGCCUUCUCCUUCUCCAUAAUCAUGUUGCUGCAUGCAAAAAUGAGCUUUGUAAUGCCACUGGAGCCGUCAGUAAGCUUGCACGCCAUGAGGUGGUUUCCUCUGAGCCAAGAGAACGUGCCCACAUGUGCUGAGAGCAGAGAGAAAACAGCAACAGCAGAGCAGAAAGAAAGGGGAAGGCAAAGCAUUGGCCCCUGAAUUUGUCUGCCGGGAGCUGGAAUAAGAUUAUAUCUGUGCAAUAGUGUUAUGCUUGAUGAGCACUCAAGACUUCAAGCAAAAUUAAAAAAAAAACAAAAACGGCUUACAUGAUCAGUAAAGGUGAUUUGAUGCCAGAGUUGCUGAUUGCUAAAUAUGUGAUACAGCACACCUCCCUUGUACUUUUAGUGCUAAUAGAAUGAGCAAAAUUAGGGUUCAGUUCUCUUCAAGAGCCCAGCAAGCCAGGAUAUUAGGAGCGUUUAAACUCAGGCUUGAUGAUGUCCACCCAGCUGCCUGCUUUUCACAAAGCUGCUAAGGCUACUGUAUGUUUGUGACCUCUACCCUCCCACAGAAUGUAUUUAUAGUGACCAGAAAUCUUUCAGGGAGGUAGAACAGUCAAACACAUGUAUAGAGAAACUGUGCAAUUGCCUAAGCCUUAUUAGGAAAGCAAGCUAAAAACAAAGGCCUCAUAAUCUGGCAUUAUGUUGGAAGCCCAGACUGUCAGUGCCAGGGGAAUGUUUGAGGUCUGCACAAUUAUUAAUCUGCUGCUAACUCCCAGUGGCACUGGUGUCUGCAAAUCAAGCAUAUUUUGUGCCUUACUGCUGUCAUUUAAUGGAAGUUGGUGACAAUUAGCACUUUUUAUCCAGGUGUAUUAGACGCCUCGAAAACCCUAGAGCAGUUUCUCCAAUUGCUAGGUUAGGAUGCCUGCAGGAAAUCUGAUGUCAGUAAGCAACAAACAAACAUAGAGAAAAAUAAAGAAAAAAGAUGCAACUUCUUUGUAUGCAUUAAAAAGCCAAUCUGGGUUCCUAUUAUUGAACAGCAAAUUGAAUUGUUGAAUGUGCUGUCUUAGAAUCUGAAGCAAAAAUUAUUUGAGGAGAGAAGCUAUUGAAAAGCUCCCCUUUCUGGGACUUAAAGUGUCAUAGAAAAAUCUUUUUUCUUCAGAUAUUCAUUUCUGAUGAUGCCACCUUUUUUUUUUUUUAACCCUGUUGUUCUUUGUUACAAAUGUGUAGGUAGAUGAGCAAUCAAACAAGUUUUUGGCAUGGGUUUGUUUUGUUUUGUUUCUUUUGCAUGAAAAGGCAAGUCUGUUACUAGAAGUCAUAUCUUUCUCAGAAUAGGGUUCUAUAUAUCGAAAACUUUUUCUCCUUGGCGCUUUUGUGUGCUCAUAGAGGGAAGGUGUCUGUGUUUGUGUGCACACACAGGCACCUAUACACAAAUGGUCCUGAAAGGCUGGCACUUCUUUUUCUGUAGUAGAAACAGGAAUAAUCUCAAAAUAAUCUUUGCUGUCUUUGAGGAGUUGGUUGAUUAGAUUCACAUGCGCACAUCUGUGAGCAAGGUAUUGAAGUAAUUUAACAAUUGAAGUGCAGCACAACAUUGUUAUUAUUCCAUCUUUAUAUUUCCUUGCACCCAAAAUAAUGGAAGCCCCCUGGGUAUGCACAACCUUACAUAGGCUUAUUCAUCUCCUUGGGCCCCUGCACAGCCUCUUACACAGCACAAGCCUGUAAUUUUGUAUGCAGAAUUACCAUAGAAACGUUCUUGGCAUCAAGGAGGUGUUUGAAGGAGCAUCCUGCACUGUCUCAUAUAGGGAAUUUGGGUUGCCAGAGGCUGUCAGUGGGCUGCAGAAGAUAGAGCUGGGGAAUCUACGUGACUGGAGGACAUUACUCCUGUGCUCCGAUCCCACCCAGCUCUGUUCAGCCUUGGGAAAGCUGUUCUCUGCCAGUAACUCACAUUUACCAAAGAACACUAAACUCACCUCAAAGGUAAUCUGUUCUGUCUUAAUAUGCCUCCUAGGAAGGAAGAAUGAUCAUGGCUGAGAGGACUAUGCAAAGAUUUGAUUUUUUUAAUUAUUAUUAUUUUAAUUUUAUUUUUUUCAAUUCCUGACCUAAGA
Numida meleagris (helmeted guineafowl) is the source of this 3006-nucleotide messenger RNA. RefSeq lists its product as uncharacterized. The transcript is spliced from 3 exons. Bases 178 to 948 code for a protein of 256 amino acids. The record is from RefSeq and is a predicted model, not a curated record. Lineage: Eukaryota; Metazoa; Chordata; Aves; Galliformes; Numididae.